This is a messenger RNA of Conger conger (European conger), 3477 nucleotides long. RefSeq names its product ras-related protein Rab-15-like. Bases 462 to 1100 code for a protein of 212 amino acids. The transcript is spliced from 7 exons. Gene Ontology annotation, molecular function: GTP binding; GTPase activity. The record is from RefSeq and is a predicted model, not a curated record. NCBI's taxonomy places the organism in Eukaryota, Metazoa, Chordata, Actinopteri, Anguilliformes, Congridae. Gene Ontology annotation, biological process: Rab protein signal transduction.
UUUUUGGCACAAUACUACGGCCGUAGCCUAUUGCAAAUUAUUUUAAAUUGGAAUUGGGAUUUAAAAAAACACCAAAAAAAAACACACAUAUACACACACAUUCCCAAUGAAUGGGACGUUAAAUUGUUUUGUUCAGGUAGUCUAUCACCUCGAUCCAUUUCUCCACCCAUUUUAUGCGUUCCUAGUGAUGUAGAAACAACAACGGCUGUAGCUUGCAAUCCUGCCUCUUGACUUGUAGUCGCCAGAAACGGUGUGUCGGGAUCUACAGGAGACUGCUCCGGAGGAGGAGGCUGACUUCGCGAAUAAUCCUUUCUCCUGAACGUAAACGUAUAAACGUCUAUUAUAUGUCGAAAUGCAAACGAGAGCCUUCUGUCACCGCGUUUGUUUCCGGAGCUGACUGCCAGUCGCCGUUUCGCUGCUAGCUACUCAGCAACCGCGGCGGCUUUCCAGCGUAGCACACUAUGGCUAAGCAGUACGAUGUUCUGUUCAGACUGCUGCUGCUUGGAGAUUCCGGGGUUGGGAAAACCUGUUUGUUGUGCAGGUUCACUGACAAUGAAUUUCAUUCUUCUCACAUUUCAACAAUCGGUGUCGAUUUCAAAAUGAAGACCUUAGAAAUAGAUGGAAUCAAAGUACGGAUACAGAUAUGGGAUACAGCAGGCCAGGAGCGAUACCAGACCAUCACCAAGCAGUACUACAGACGUGCACAAGGGAUCUUCCUGGUGUAUGACAUCACCAGCGAGCGAUCCUUUCAGCACAUAAUGAAGUGGGCCAGCGAUGUGGAUGAGUACGCUCCAGACAAGGUACAAAAGAUCCUCAUCGGGAACAAGUCUGACGAGGAGCAGAAGAGGCAGGUGCCCAAGAUGCACGGUGAUAAGCUUGCAAAAACCUAUGGAAUGGACUUCUUUGAGACAAGUGCCUGUACAAAUUACAACAUAAAAGAGUCAUUCACCCGUUUGACAGAGCUGGUCUUGCAGGCCAACAGGAAGGAGCUGGACGGUCUACGGGUGUCCAUCGACGAGGAUUUGGGUAUCGCCAACCUGGAAGAAGAGGAGGACCAGUGCGACAGUGCAGCAAACGCCCAGAAGGCCUGCUGGUGUUAAAGGGGAAGCACGCUUACAGACCCUCAAGCGUUCCAGCAAACGUGAUGCCUUCACAAAGCUGAGACAAGAUGAAAAGAUUCAAAUGAUGGAAUUGAAAUGUUUCAAAGGUGCUGUGUUACCCGGGUAUUUCUCCUGUCGCAGGGUUCUCGGUUCAUAUCUUUAUUUAGUUUGGUAUUCUUUUCUUUAUUUUAAAAACAGCUGAAAUAUAUCAUUAUCAUAAGCACAUUUUCUGUUCUUGGCUUCCACCAAAAUACCGAACCCCAUCUUAUGCUGUAAAUCAGAUUUUUUCAAUUUGUUUCAGAUUGUGCCACAAGAGGGCAGCAGUCUCUUAAUGGCGGUUUUAUAUAUUGAUUGUGAUUCGCUUCUUCCUCUGGGUAAAUUCAGAUCAUCAGCAUCAAUUCAGGAUAGUCCAGCUCACUCCACAUGUUUUCCUUGACCAUUUAAUAUCAACAUGUGAUACUCCGACAAGGUCAGUUUCCUCAGCACAGGAGUUGAGAGGUGGCAUUAUACAGCAUAAAGGGAGAUACUGUGGAAUUUAUCAUGCUUUUCCACCGUUUCCGUGUAUUUGCGUUAGUCUUUUUACUGAAUCCUUUUACUGGUAAGCUCUUGGUUGCCUUUCAAUUCAGUUUCUGUCUGGAUAUCUCCCCAGAUAAAUCGCCGAAAUGAAUGAUAUAGAGCGCUGCUCAACUAUACAUCCCGUGGGCCGCAUUGUGUGCAGGUAUUUGCUCCUACCGUAAGCUACACCACCUGAUGUCACUCAUCAUUUUACCUGCUUGGUUCAGAUAAAGCUUUCUGGUGAAAUCAGGUGGUGUAGUGCAUGGUUUAUGCGAAUGCCUGUAGACAUUGCAGCCCGCAGGAUGUGGAGUUGAGUAGCGAUGAUGUAGAGGUUCCCCUCUUUGCCUCUUAUGCCUGAGAAUUACCCCAUUUAAUAUCAGUGGUGGUUAUUUAAAACAUUGUAAGGGGAGUACGGCACAUGGAUAUAAGUAUAUAUAAAUAUAUAUAAAUAUAAAAGUGUAAUUAAUAUUGAUAUAUUAGUCAUUACAUUGUAAUGCAAAGUAUUCACGAGAAAAGGGUCCAUGAUUUCCUGUGUUUAAAAGCUGAAAGUAUUUAUUUUUCAAGCAUUUGUGAGUGUCAACUUUUAAUGGAUUUAAUGGGACUGCAGGAAUGUGUUUAACUAUUAUCGAGCCCUCGUGUGCUUUACCGGUAGGGCCGGAGUGCAGGUGAAUCUUUUAUCGAAGGUGCACUCACUCACGUAAGAGGAAACGGCAGAGUAGACAGACCGAGUAUGAAUUAUUGAGAGGACGAAAAGAUUGCUCCUUUGUCUGAAGACAUCACAGAACCAUUCCUCACAGUUACUCAGCAGGUAUUUGAGCGUAAUUCGUUAACCCUAUACUCGGACUGCAAAAACGUACUGCCUGUGUUGAAUAUAUCUAUGUUGUAGCACGAAUUACUUGGGGCAUAUCGAUCAAAUUUGAUGACUGCAGAGCUGUGGAACUUGUAUGUGUUUAUUGUAAUUGAUUGUGUUUAUUCCAUUCAUAGAGUCUCCAGUGAUGCUUGUGGUCUCUUGAUGAAUUGGGAUAGUUGCAAAUAUCCUGCAUUCUCAAAUUAAAUUUCUGGCUAUUAUAUCAGGUUUUUAGUCACUGCACAUGGCUAAUGCCAGUGCCUUUGACCUUCGAAGACCUUUGAGUUUAAGAAAUGUAUUUAUACUGGUUAUGUACAUGCGAGUUGCUCACAUUUCAUAUGACUGUGAUAUCUACAAAGGAAGGGAAAUUACAUAUGUAAUUCCCCACUGUUCUCACCAACUUUAUUUCAAGGUGACCGAAGCUAGUAAAAAGAAAGAUCAUGUGUGCAAGGUAAAAUAAAAUUUGUGGUCAGCAACUCCUGUCAAUACAAUACAAUUUCAGAAUUUCAAAGUGAUUAUUCUGCCAGCUUACAUAAUAGCAGUGCUCAAAUGAAUUGGUGUUUUUUGUGGUGGUUUUUGAAGGUAUUUUCCAUAAAUAUCGAGUCCCCUUUUAACCUUGGGUAACUUUAAAUUAUCCAUUGUUUAUACAUGUGUUAUUGCACUUAUUAGGAAAUGAAAUAAUUUUCUGCCCUUGAAGAAAAAAUAUGUGCAUUGAAUUUACCCCAGGACUAUAAACCCCACUCUGAGUUAACAGUACGUUGCAUCUGCACAAUACGAUUACACUGUAGAAACAAAAUGCAUCUCUUUCUUGUUUCUGCUGUCUGAUUUCUUUGGAGGAAAAAAAAAAGUUUUGGAGCACUACUUGAAUUUUAUCAUGGUCUUGGUGGAAAUAUUUAAUGUGUUUCAGGAUUGAGGUUCUUUUGAAAGAAUAAGAAUAUGACAUUGGUUUUGAAAAAUAAAUGGUAGUGAGAUACA